This is a messenger RNA of Cynara cardunculus var. scolymus (artichoke), 932 nucleotides long. RefSeq lists its product as uncharacterized. The coding region runs from base 45 to 791 and encodes 248 amino acids. The record is from RefSeq and is a predicted model, not a curated record. The transcript is spliced from 2 exons. Lineage: Eukaryota; Viridiplantae; Streptophyta; Magnoliopsida; Asterales; Asteraceae.
AUUGUUUUUGUGGGUUUUCAUCUCUCUGCAGAAUUCAAUUUGAAAUGGGGUUUCUUUCAAACAAACUCCAAAGGACUCAGAUCAAACCAGGCCAUCACAUCUACACUUACAGAGCUGUCUUUGCUUACUCUCACCAUGGCAUCUUUGUUGGAGGUAACAAAGUGGUCCAUUUUACUCGUGAUCCUCACACAAGCUCAAGCAGCAACACCUCUCUUGAUGUAAUGUCUGAAACACCCACAUCCUGUAGCACAUAUCCAGACUGUGGCUUUCGACAACCCAAAAGUGGCGUUGUUCUUUCCUGCCUGGAUUGCUUCCUUCGAGAUGGGGACCUCUAUAGUUUCGAAUAUGGCGUGACCCCAACUGUAUUCUUGGGCAGAGUACGAGGUGGCACUUGCACCACAGCCGUAUCAGAUGGGGUGGAUACAGUCAUCCACAGAGCCAUGCGUUUGCUUCAAAAUGGGUUUGGGAAGUAUGAUGUGUUUCAGAACAACUGUGAGGACUUUGCUUUGUAUUGCAAGACAGGGCUUUUAAUCAUGGAUAAGGUUGGGUGUGGAAGAAGUGGACAAGCUGCUUCUGUAUUGGGUGCUCCGUUGGCAGCUCUUCUAUCGUCCUCUCUGAAACUGUUGAUACCAAGUUCGGCAGGCGUUGCAACCGUGACAGCAGGAAUGUAUUGUAUGAGCAGAUAUGCAAGUGAUAUUGGAGUCAGAAGGGACGUUGUUAAGGUAGGUGUGGAGGAUCUUGGUGUGAAAUUGCGUUGGAUGGAUGAUCUAAAAGAAGAUGAAUCCAUAUGAUUUAUUGGAGUAGUAGGUUCAACGUUUUAUGAUUGUCUUUGUAAAUUACCUUAUUGGAGUAUUUGUGUUUUGGUUGGUUUGAAACAAAUUCAUUAUGUUAUUGGAAAUUCUGAUUCAUAUUAGUGGUGUUUUAUUCGAACC